AUGUCGCAGAUGAGAGCAGUUGCGGAUGAGUUUGACGCCACAAAAUUGAAGUUCCCGAAAAAAUUUGAAACUGCUGACACGUUGAUGAUUUCCGAAGUAAAAUUCCUUCUUGAGCACAGGUAUGCUUAUCAGCAUUUGUUGACUGAUUUUCCUACGAAGGAACAAAACGAAAAUAAUCCUGUCCACGAACUCGAACUGUCAAACAACUUUGUUAAAGCCUUGAACUAUACAACACAGUUUUCGAAGUUCAAUAACCGCGAAACGAUUGACAGUGUUCGCAGUCUAUUAGUUCAGAAAAGGUUUCAUAACUUCGAACUAGCCGCAAUCGCAAAUCUUUUGCCGGACACUGCAGAGGAAGCCCGGGCUCUGAUUCCAAGUCUCGAAAGUCCCCGUUUCCCCGAAGACGAACUCCAGCAAAUACUUGAUGAAAUCCAGUCUAAACGCAGUUUCCAAUCUUGA
Messenger RNA from Dibothriocephalus latus, 459 nucleotides. NCBI's taxonomy places the organism in Eukaryota, Metazoa, Platyhelminthes, Cestoda, Diphyllobothriidea, Diphyllobothriidae. The record is from the annotation of a GenBank genome assembly.